GGACAGACCCCCACAGAUGAAGAUGCCCUGAUGAUGAGACAAAUUGAUUGGCUCAUCUCUAGUAUAACCCUUUUAAAGCUACCUCAUGAAUGCCAUACAUUGUUCUAUGUUAUCAACCAUUUCAGGCUGACUGUUGGACAACAAGUCUUAUAAAUGUCCCACCUCCCCCCAUGAUCACCACAUUACAUCAUCUGUCCAGUUCUGAUAACCUCCAGCACAAGUGACAGACAUAUCUGUGAGUGACAGCAGCAGCUGUAUUAUAAGCUUGACACUAAGAGACAACUUAGACCUCCGCACAGGGGGCUCCCUGAUCUCAUCUGUUCCAGCAGUGAUGGAUCUACAGGGGCUUUUCCUGGCACAUGCCCAGCAGACCUCUUCCUAGCAUGAGAGUGGCCAGCUCCACACACAGGAAACGCCUUCUGCCUGACACAGCCUCUUCUUGUGUGUAUGGGAAGCGAUGCUGGUUACAGAGAAGCUCCUAGACACCCAAGUCCUACCUGCUGGCUCCUGGGCGUCAGCCACUGGGAAGCCCCCGCCCGCCCCGCUCCUGGUCGGGGGCUCCAAGUUGCUGCAGCCUCCUGGGUUCCUGAGACUUUAAUCGGAUUGCUUCCCAGUGCCAGGCAGUCUGUGCCGAGAGGCUGAGACUUUUGCGUGUCAAAUGAUGUGUCUGUUCUUCCCCCCUCCCCCUGUCAUCACAAAGCCUUCUGCUGCUGCUCAUCCUGGGGCUUCAGAAGGACGCGCAACAGUUUAGUGUGGAGCAGACCCUUGGACUUGGCUGGAGGAGGACACCUCUGACCUGCAUGAGGUCCAGGAGAUCGCCCUCUUGUAGUGUCCUCAGCUCUGGUUCCUGUUCUUCUGGAUGUAAGGUAGAAAGUUCUGCAGCCUGGAAAGGUCUUGGGAGGGAGAAACAGUAGCUAAAAGGAGGAAGGGAGAGGGACUCCUGGCUGUGACUACUAGAAACAAUGUUGCAAUUUGGAAUUUUCAGCGUAAACAACUGUGAGGACUACUGCUGGAUCUUCAUCUCCAGGGAAACCUUGUGAUGCCAUUGCUGGAGUGACUUGCUCAGUGGAUCACUGACCUGUUGCACAUUUGUCGGACCCCACCAGGAUCGUUUCGGAUGCCUUUCCUGAGAGAUCAAUUUUACCAUCAUGGGCACCAAGCAGACCAAGGUCUGCCAGGCUUCCAGUGCUGGAGGGGAAAGCCCUCAACAGCACCUCCCGGGAUCCCGGAGGAGCACUCCUGCCAGGGAGAGAGGGGACUUCUGGUCUUUUGGGGUGAAGUCUGGGGAUAAAUUAGCCAAGAGUGGAUCUUCAAAUCAACCCCCUUAUCACAGGAGGAUCAAGAUGAUCCAAGACAUGAUGAUGCUAGUCAAACAAGGGAGAAAUGAGGAAGCCACUGAGCUGCUGAGACACCUGAGACAGGAUUUGGGCAUGGAGUCAACAUCAUUAGAUGAUGUGCUAUACCGAUAUGCAAGUUUCCGAAACUUGGUAGAUCCCAUCACCCAUGACCUGAUAAUCAGCUUGGCGAGAUAUGUGCACUGCCCUAAACCGGAGGGUGAUUCAAUUGGAGCUAUCGAAAAAGUUUGCAGACAACUUACUUAUCACCUCAGCCCUCACUCACAGUGGAAACGUCAAAGUAUUGUGAAGCGGAAGCCGCAGGCCUGCCUAAAAGCAAUUCUAUCAGCAAGACCUCGAGAGAGAACUUUAGAUCUUUCUGGCUUUUCCCUAACUAUGAAGGACUUGGACCGUGUGAUGCUUUAUCUUCAGCACAAUUCAGAAGAAGUGGAGAAUGUCGAACUCUGUUUUACUGAACUCACAGAUGAAAUGUUCUUAUAUCUUUUGCCUGUCCUCAGUGGCCUUCCACAUCUUACUACUCUGGCACUUAAUGGAAACCGGUUGACAAAAUCCAUCCUGAGAGAAAUCACUGAAGCUUUGAAGGACCUUAAAAAGUUCCCCAGCAUGACCUGGAUUGAUCUUGGCAAUAAUGUGGACAUCUUCUCCCUGCCACAGACUUUUUUAGUUAGCCUCAAGAAACGAUGUCCUAAGCAGGGGAAUUUGCCAACUAUUUUAGAAUUUGGAGAGGGACAGUUAAGUGACCUAGAGAAUCAAGACGCAUCUACAGAAACUGAAGAUGAGCAAGUGGUUAGUGGUUUCAAAGAUAAGAGUGUGCAGCCACAAAGUUAACUAGAUGCUUCCUAAUGUGUAAUUACCUUGUAUUUCCAAGUUCUUUAUAAUACUAUGAAGGUGAGAUGUUAUGUGUAU
Bufo bufo (common toad) is the source of this 2261-nucleotide messenger RNA. It is a transcript of the gene LRRC75A, whose product is annotated as leucine rich repeat containing 75A. NCBI's taxonomy places the organism in Eukaryota, Metazoa, Chordata, Amphibia, Anura, Bufonidae. Bases 1149 to 2183 code for a protein of 344 amino acids. The transcript is spliced from 4 exons. The record is from RefSeq and is a predicted model, not a curated record.